CCAUGAAAAAGGAAUAAAAAGGAAAAAGGAAAGGAAAAUAAAAAGGAUAAAAAGGGGAAAAUACUUUGUAAUAAGACAAAUAUUAGAAAAGAAUUUUAUAUUUAAAAAAGGAAAAUGGGAAAAUGAUGAGAUAUAGGCAUUGUCUUUACUAGGAAGGGUUCGAGGGUUUGAAAUUUAGAGCGAACAGCAUAGCUAAAAAAAGGCGGCUUGUGACUCUGAAAGGAAAUCCAGCAAUUUGACACAUAUUAGAAGGUGGGAGAAUAAAAGCCUUAAAUUCCAAUUAUAGCUCAUUCACAAGCCACCAACCUGCUUUCCCAUGGAACAAUCUCGGGGAGACAUUGAACCAGAGUUCAAUCUAAGGGAAUGGGCUCGCAAGGCUCGAAUCAGUAGGGAAAAUACCACUUCAAGAAGGUUCUCAGCAUCAAACAUCAGAAGAGAAGACACAAGGUCUUUUAGAUCAAACAUCACCAUCUCUAGCACUGCUUCUUCUCCUGGAUACACCUUAAGAGAUGAGAUCGACCCUGCAACAUACUCAUUCACCAGUGCUCUCAAAGCGUUGCAGGCAAGGUCGGGCUACGGUUGGGAGUGCUCAUCACCAGAUGGGUUUGCUUUAAAUUCCAAGUGGAAUGAAGCAGAGAAAUAUAUCUGCAACCCACUCUCAGGGGAGGUUCCAAUGGAGUGUCUGUCUGCAAAAACACUCAGUGGGCGAUCCUUUCGGAACUUCACAAACAGAAUUACAAUGUCUGCGCCUCUUAUUUACCCUUCCCAGCCGCGACAACCCCAAACAAAUCAUUUUGCAGCUGCUCCUACAACACAGGAAAACUUUGUCCAAUUUCCUAUUCAAGAGAAGAAAAUGGAGGGCAUGACCAGAGAUGUGGGAACCCAAAGCACACCACCUGAUCGUAGUUCAAGUAGUCCUAGCCCCACUUCCACCCCUUCCAUCAUAGAAAGAUCAUUACAGCGAUGUCGAGCAGAAGGCGGAGAAUCACCCAACUCUAAUGCCAAAUUGAAAUCUGAGGAAGAGGUAGAGGUGAAAGAUACAAGAGAGAAAGAAGAAACAAAAAGAAAAGAGGAAGAACAGAUAAAGAAAGAGAAGCAAAUGUGCAGGUGCAGGCAAGGUGGGUGCUUGUCAUGGAGGAGUCUGUGGAUGAGGAAAAGGCACAGAGAGAAACACAAACCGAGAAAGAAGAAUAUAUUUCUUCAACAUAUUAAAGGGUGUUAAAAGAAAAAAAGGAAAGGAAAAAGGAAAUUGAGAUUGUAGGUUGGGGGAGAUUCCUCUAUCUUUUUCCCUGUUUCUGUGUGUGUGGGGGGGCAGAGAUAUGGCAGGGGACAGUGAUGUAGUGGUAGGGAAAUUUAGAGCAAUCAUGAAUGGACAGAGGUGAGUGAGGGGAGAGAGUCAUCUUCUUUGUUUGUUUUUUGUUACUGUUGCUUCGAUGUUAUGUUUUUGUUGUUCUAUUUUGGCUUGACAGCUUUCAGUUCACGUGCAUAUGCUUUGUUA
Messenger RNA from Vitis vinifera (wine grape), 1498 nucleotides. RefSeq lists its product as uncharacterized. The transcript has 5 exons. Lineage: Eukaryota; Viridiplantae; Streptophyta; Magnoliopsida; Vitales; Vitaceae. The coding region runs from base 317 to 1222 and encodes 301 amino acids. The record is from RefSeq and is a predicted model, not a curated record.